Molecule: messenger RNA, 2010 nt
Organism: Notothenia coriiceps (black rockcod)
Lineage: Eukaryota; Metazoa; Chordata; Actinopteri; Perciformes; Nototheniidae
Product: ryanodine receptor 2-like
Exons: 15
Coding region: 1-2010 (669 amino acids)
Biological process (GO): striated muscle contraction; release of sequestered calcium ion into cytosol by sarcoplasmic reticulum
Cellular component (GO): sarcoplasmic reticulum membrane; smooth endoplasmic reticulum; sarcolemma
Molecular function (GO): protein binding; ryanodine-sensitive calcium-release channel activity
Source: RefSeq, a predicted model, not a curated record
AUGGCGGACCGUGGGUUCACCAUUCGAGACUUGGCUGAUGAGAGAAGGGUCAGUUUGAAACCCAUCCCGCUUCACCUACAGGCCAAUCAGGUGCGUUUCCUCCUGGGGGGUCGUCAUGGGGAGUUUAAGUUCCUCCCUCCUCCGGGUUAUGCCCCCUGCUUUGAGGCAGUGCUGCCCAGGGAGAAGCUGAAGCUGGAGGCCAGUCAGGACCAGACUGCGGCCAGAGACUUGCUGGGUCCCACCAUCACCAUGAGCCAGGCAGCGUUCACCCCCACCCCUGUGGACACCAGCCAGAUUGUGCUGCCCCCUCACUUGGAGCGGAUCAGAGAGAAGCUUGCAGAGAACAUCCAUGAACUGUGGGUGAUGAACAAGAUAGAGCUGGGUUGGACGUACGGUGCCGUACGAGACGAUAACAAGCGGCAACACCCCUGUCUGGUUGAGUUCUCAAAGCUUCCUGAACAAGAACGCAGCUACAACUUACAGAUGUCUCUGGAGACUCUCAAAACUCUCCUGGCCUUGGGUUGCCAUGUUGGCCUUGCAGAUGAACACGCUGUAGAGGAAGUCAAGAGCAUGAAGCUGUCACAAACCUAUGAGUUGUCCGGCGGGUAUAAACCUGCUCCUCUGGACCUGAGCCACGUCAAACUGACCUCCACCCAGGAGGCCAUGGUGGACAGACUGGCUGAGAACGCACACAACGUCUGGGCACGGGAUCGCAUCCGCCAGGGCUGGACCUAUGGCAUCCAACAGGAUGUGAAGAACCGUAGAAACCCCCGCCUGGUGCCCUACGUUCUGCUGGAUGAGAGGACCAAGAAGUCCAACAAAGACAGUCUGAGGGAGGCCGUCAGGACUCUGCUGGGAUAUGGAUACAACUUGGAAGCUCCAGACCAGGACCACGCGGCUCAGUCUGACCCCAGCAACAUGUCUGCUGAGAGGUUACGCAUUUACAGAGCAGAAAAAACCUACUGUGUCAAUUCUGGGAAGUGGUACUUUGAGCUGGAGGUAUUAACAGCAGGAGAGAUGAGGGUGGGCUGGGCCAGGCCAGGGUGCCUCCCGGACCAGGAGCUGGGGUCUGAUGACCAGGCCUUUGUAUUUGAUGGCUUUAAGGUCCAGCGCUGGCACCAGGGUAACGAGCACUUUGGGCGCGCCUGGCAGACGGGGGAUGUGAUGGGCUGCAUGGUGGAUCUGAACGAACACACCAUGAUGUUCACACACAAUGGAGAAGUGCUACUGGAUGACUCCGGAUCAGAGCUGGCCUUCAAGGACUUUGAAGUUGGUGAAGGUUUUAUCCCAGUGUGCAGUCUGGGUGUAUGUCAGGUGGGAAGAAUGAAUUUCGGUAAAGACGUCAGCUCUCUGAAGUACUUCACCAUCUGCGGCCUGCAGGAAGGCUACGAGCCGUUUGCUGUCAACAUGAACCGGGACGUCACCAUGUGGCUCAGCAAGAGGAUGCCUCAGUUUGUACCUGUGCCCCCCAACCACCAACACAUAGAGGUGACGAGGAUAGAUGGGACAGGGGAGUCGUGUCCUUGCCUAAAGGUCACCCAGAGGUCAUUUGGCUCACAGAACAGUUACACUGACAUCACCUUGUACAGAUUGAGCAUGCCCAUAGAGUGUGCAGAAUCCUUUCCUAGAUCCUCAGCUAACGACAGCCUCUUCACACCAAAGAAGGAUCUGGAAGACUUUGAAACUGUGUCAGACUUUGAGGUCCUGAUGAAGUCUUCUAACGGUCACAAUGGACCCAAUGGACCUGAGAGAGACGAAUUCAAUAACCACAAAGAUUAUACCCAGGAGAAGCCCUCCAAGCUCAAGCAACGGUUCAUGUUGAAGAAGAACAAGCCAGAGGGCUGUCCAUCAUCUGCCCGUCUGUUAGAGGAGGUGAUGGCUGAGGACAGGGACGAAUAUGAAUUCCUAAUGCACGCCUCUACUNGACACGCCAUGCAGUGUUUCCCCUACCAUUGUUUCUGUUGCGGGGGCGGCUGCGCCCUGCCACGGCAGCCUCGCUGCCCGCCCUGA